This is a messenger RNA of Plasmopara halstedii, 1170 nucleotides long. RefSeq lists its product as uncharacterized. Lineage: Eukaryota; Oomycota; Peronosporomycetes; Peronosporales; Peronosporaceae. The transcript has a single exon. The record is from RefSeq and is a predicted model, not a curated record. The coding region runs from base 1 to 1170 and encodes 389 amino acids.
AUGGGCGUUGUGUUCCACCCCACAGAUCAUCAUAGGGCCAUUCAAUGUAAGGAAUCACAUGAUCACGAUAUGGAAUUAUGGAGCUGGAAGGUACAGUCAGAAAAUAUCACAACAACGUGCCGUAGAAGUACUGAACUCAGACAAGCAGCGACAUCACACGCAUUAACAUCAUCUGAAGACUAUGUCAAUGGGAUAUCCAACAUGACUUGGAUAUCUAAAAGUUGCAAUCAACAUGUCAUUAAGGAUUUUGUGAAAUGUAAACAAUUAUUGCAGUGGCGUACAUUAAAGCGUUUAGCUGAUGAGAUCGUAGCACCCCGUCGCCGAUUCAAACGCCAACGAGUUGCAGUACAAUACAAGAACCAGUUUAUGAUAUCAGACAAAGAACAAUCUGAAAGAUAUUGUACGACGUCUCCUCGAUCUCUUCAAUAUGCUUUGCCCAAUUUGACAAGUCACGAUACGCUGUGUAUUCUUCACGCCAUGCACACGAUACCCAGCGAGCUGCGGCAUCUUAAUAGUCGUGCUAGUUGUAAUCGUCUCCACAAACGGUGUGAGGUGCAUCAAGUUUUCGGAUGGCGUCAUUUACUUUGCCAAGAAGAUGAUGAUGGUGAUUUAGCGCGCCGUGUAGUAUGGAAAAGUGCCAAGGCGCUUGAUUCGAUGAUGAUGCGACCUCUUGCACGUCAGAUCUGGCGAGCAAGUACUGAAAUUUCAAGUGCAUCACAUGGCAAAGAAACAGGAAAACUAUUAUACACCAUUAACCGGAUUGCCCGGGUCAUUUAUUCUACAAAUAGCGCUUACGGUACCGGUGACCGUCGUUGUAAUCGGCAUCAAAUUUGGCUGGAAUGCUUCCUUGACGAUGGGCUGCAGGUCUGUGUGGCACGCAAAGAACUCCGGCAGUUUAGUGACUAUUGCGUGCCUGAAAUUAGUGCAACCGAAUGCGAAGGAUUUCUCGUGCGACCAGUUUACACAAGAACAAUCAACACGCAGCUGGUAGGCUGUUCACUGCAUUGUCUUCGAGCAGUAGAUGCAAGUGACAAAGGUGUGUCGUCUGCAUCAGCAUUAAAGCAGAAGCUGAUCCAGGAACUUCCACAGCACACGCUGCAAUGGGAAGAAGACAACAUCUAUGACCUGAUAAAGUUGCCGCAGGUUUUACUGGACAGUAUCUUUGCUUAA